AUGAGUGAAAACUACCAACAACGAUCUGCACCAUUCCACAAACGUAUUGAUGAUCCAUGGAUCGCUUUGAUUGUUUUAUCAAUAUUCAUAUUAGUUGCAACUAUUAUCGCCAUAAUUACAUUAUGUAUAUUUUGGAGAAAGCACAAGCAACGUACUUUAUUCAAUAAUGAAAGUUAUACCUUAAAUUCUAAACCAGAUCAGUUGCAAAAUCAGAAUUAUUCGACAAGACCAAAGAAGUAUGAAGUACAGAGUGUGGAAGUAUAUGUACCUGAUGGAGGAGUACCUGAUAGAGAUUUAGGUGAAAUUCAUGCACGUUUUACACCGAGAGAAGGAAUUCAAAAUGUUCAUCAUUUACGGCCAAUGGACGAAAACACAAGAGACAGGAUUAAAGCUUAUUUGUGA
Messenger RNA from Didymodactylos carnosus, 402 nucleotides. NCBI's taxonomy places the organism in Eukaryota, Metazoa, Rotifera, Eurotatoria, Philodinida, Philodinidae. The record is from the annotation of a GenBank genome assembly.